AUGUCUUCUCACGCUAUUAUACCGGAGGGCAAACCCCAUCCAGCAGACUUUGCAGCCAAGGAUAAUCCAGCUUUCAUACUAUAUGAUAAACUCAAGACAGGAUACGAGGAGCAACCCAUCCCUGAGCUUGGUCCCGAUGAAGUUUUAGUGGAAAUCAAGAAGACCGGUAUUUGCGGCUCGGAUGUCCACUUUUAUAACACCGGUGGAAUGGGUCUAGUAGCACUUGAAGAGCCAAUGUGUCUAGGUCACGAAUCGGCCGGCGUACUAGUUCAGCUUGGUGCUAACGGAUUAGUCAGUAAGGGAGUUUUGCAAUUGGGUGAUAGAGUGGCUUUGGAACCUGGAGUCACUUGUAGAAUGUGUACGGAUUGCAGAGGUGGAUGCUAUCAGAUCUGCGAGCACAUGGUAUUCGCAGCUUAUCCUCCUUCUAGAGGAGGCACUUUGCAGCGAUAUUACAAAUUACCAGCAGAUUUGGUUUAUCGACUCCCUGAGUCCGUCGGCUUAGAGUAUGGAGCAAUGAUGGAACCUCUUUCCGUCGCCGUACAUGCCGUCGCCAAUAAAGGAAGUAUGAGAACAGGCUAUAACGUUUUGAUCUUUGGUGCUGGACCUGUCGGGUUAUUAGCUAUGGCAGUGGCCAAAGGUUUAGGAGGAAAUAGGAUCGUUGCUGUUGAUAUAAAUGAAGAGAGGUUAAACUUCGCGAAAGAUUAUGCUGCGACUGAUGUCUAUAUUCCUAUCAAACCAAAUGCGGAUGAACCUCGACCUGCAUAUUCAGUCAGAGCGGCAGCGGAUCUUUUAUUGUCUUUAGGUAUUCCAACUAGAGGCCCAGGAUCGAUCGACUUGGUAGUUGACGCUACAGGAGCGGAAGUUUGUAUCCAAAUGGGAUUGAACGCUAUCAAACCUGGAGGUACUUAUGUUCAAACUGGUUUCGGACCUCCCGAUAUUCAAGUGCCAAUGUUCAGGAUCACCACCAAUGAGGUUCAAAUUAAGGGUGGAUGGAGAUAUGGGAAUGGAGAUUAUCCCCUCGCGAUCGAUUUGGUAAAUAGAGGAUUAGUAAAUCUUGAACCACUCUUAACUCAUACAUUCAAAUUCAAAGACGCGUUGGAGGCCUUUGAAAUCACUAAAGCUGGUAAAGAUAAGAAUGGUAAAUUUGUGAUCAAAUGCGUGAUCGAUGGCCCGGAAUAA
Messenger RNA from Kwoniella shivajii, 1179 nucleotides. Its product is annotated as chlorophyll synthesis pathway protein BchC. The record is from RefSeq and is a predicted model, not a curated record. Gene Ontology annotation, molecular function: L-iditol 2-dehydrogenase (NAD+) activity. The transcript is spliced from 12 exons. Lineage: Eukaryota; Fungi; Basidiomycota; Tremellomycetes; Tremellales; Cryptococcaceae. The coding region runs from base 1 to 1179 and encodes 392 amino acids. Gene Ontology annotation, biological process: D-sorbitol catabolic process.